Molecule: messenger RNA, 1145 nt
Organism: Eufriesea mexicana
Lineage: Eukaryota; Metazoa; Arthropoda; Insecta; Hymenoptera; Apidae
Product: integrator complex subunit 12
Exons: 5
Coding region: 248-1057 (269 amino acids)
Biological process (GO): snRNA 3'-end processing
Cellular component (GO): integrator complex
Source: RefSeq, a predicted model, not a curated record
UUGAUUAUUUAUUUCUUUUACGCACGGCUGCCAACUGCCCGUCGAAAGUUAGACAUCGUUUUAACGCGCCUCGAGAAGGAAGCGUUCAUACCUUUUCCGAUAAAUAGAAAAAGAUGGAAAGAGCACACCAGGCGUACUUGACUCGUUCCUUACACUUGAUCGCCUGCAGGGUUACUAUUUUGGUCUUUCUUUGCUUGUAUUUUCACCAUUCUUUCGCAGCUUUAACAUUAAAAUAAAUCAUACAAAAAUGUCACAAUUGGAGUUAGAUCCUCAAUUUACACAAGGUUUACAUCUUCUACAUUCCACUAACAAAGAUUCUGCAGAACAACUACGAGCACUGUUAGAUGAAGCAAUCAAACAGAAAUAUGGACCAUCAAAGAUGUUAUCGAAUGUAUUACACAAAAAGUAUAUGAUGGAGGAACCAGUGCUGAGUGACCAUAGUAGCAGCAGUAGUAGUAAAAAAAGCAAAAGCUCUUCAUCUUCUUCCUCCAAACACUCAAGUAAAUCAAGCAAGAACAGCUCUCCAGUGAAUUUACCAACCCGUGACACACCACCUGAUAUUAUUCAGACUGAUAAUACUCUGGCACUAGAAAUAUUAGAGGAUGAUCUGACAUGUGUUAUUUGCAAAGGAAUGGAUGUUGGAGCAAGAAAUAGACUUGUCGAGUGCCUAGAGUGUCAUUCCUUGUAUCACCAGGAAUGUCAUGUACCACAUAUUGUAGAUUCUCAGAUAGAUGUUCCAGCUCCAGUGUGGUAUUGUUCAAACUGUUCAAAAUCUCAGGUCUCAAAAGAAAGGAGCUCACCAAAAACAGUGAUAGAAAACAAAUCUAAAGAACAGAAAAAAUGUAAUUCAAGUGGUGCAAAUAAAGUAACACCAAAUAUUCAUAUUAUAAGUGCAGAUAGAAGAUUAAAGGAUAUGAUGAAAAAAGCUAAGCAAGAUAAACGAAGCACAAAUACAACUCAAAGUUCAAAGAAUUCUUCAUCCAAUUCACCAGCACUGUCUUCAACAAAAUCUCAGGAAAAAUCACUUCUGUACAAAAUCAAGUCAGGUGUAGAAUGAAAGUCAUUUUUAUGAAUAUUGUGACGAUAUUUUAUGACAUAAAAAAGACUUAAACAAAUUUUUUGACACGAGUUGAUUAAAUAAUUGA